AUGGUGCAGGGGAGCGUCACCGUCAAGGUGCGGCCUCUAACGCUCCCAGGCCUCGAAAAGAAGAAUCUCCAAGGCGCCGCCCGCCUCUACGUGAGCAAAGAGUCUCUCAUCGCCCUGACAAAAAGCUUGGAAGGCAACAAGCCGUGCGUGGUGGAGAGGCUGCCACCCGACGACGAUGCUGCUGCUGCUGCGGAGACGCCGAUCCAGCGGGAGGCCCUUCUGUGCGUGCUGCCGGAAAAGAACAUGAGCCCAAACAUCGGCAUGAUGACCCGCGCCUUUCAAGAGGCGACGGGGUUCCGCCUCGGCGAUCAAGUGCGCAUCGCACUGCUCCAGACUACGGCGGAUGUGGAAGAGGUUGUCGUGCGGGAUACGAGCGAUGCCGAGGUCAAUGUGAAGCAACGAAUGUACCCUGUUGAUUGGAGGGCCGUUCUGGGGGAGGCGAUGAUCGACGCAGAGCAAAUUUUCCCCGGCAUGGUCUUCGAGGGCGUAGCAGCUCACAAGACACGUCGCAACUUCAAGGUUCUCCGUGUCAAUGGGCAGGCCGAUAACCUUGGUCGCUUCAACGAGGCCACCAGCGUUAUCCGCAUCCUUAACCCUGGUGAGGAUGAUGCUCCCCCCAAUUCUACCAUCACUCCCAGCGGAGAGCUCGCCGUCACAGGCAUCCCCGGCCUUGCCGGCCAGCUCGCGCCGCUGAACAAAUUUCUUCGGGAGUUCACCCGGCCAUUGAGGUUCGCGGAUCGGAAGUGUUCAUGCGCCUUUGUGAUUCAUGGGGGCCGCGGCACAGGCAAGACGAUGAUCUUGAACAAGUUAGCCGCCACAGGCUGGGGUACAGUCCACUGGAUCCAACCAUCGUGCAAGUCCACGGUCAUCCGUGAGACCUUCAAAAAGGCAGCCGCCACCGGGCAACCGAGCAUCAUCCUCCUCGACGAGCUCGAGGACCUGCUCGCCAAAGACCGCUCUAAUCACGAUGUCGUCGUCGAGGCGCUCGGGGCGGAGCUCGAUGCGCUGGCGGCUCGAGCUUCCGCGCAGGGAUCCCUGCCACCCGUCCUUGUCGUGGCUGCCUGCCUCGACUUCAUGGCGAACGUGCCCCCCAAGCUGCAGAAGCAAACGCGGCUGCGCAGAAACCUUGGCCUGCGAAUCCCCCGCGCCCCGGAGCGCCGCGAAAUCUUGGACUUUAUGAGCCUACCCCUGCGCGAGAGCGAGCGCGAAGCCUGCCUGGCGAGCCUCGUAUCGCGGACUCCCGCAUUCAACGGUGACGACCUCGCAACACUUGUAGAAAACGCCAAGAAUAUCGCGAGCGAGCGAAUAUGGGAAGCUGAGGGUGCUCUAGAGAAAACGGAGGAUGAAACAGAGGAGACACCCAAGCCGAUAGACUUCUUAGAACUGUCCGACUUGGAGCAGGCGCUACGAAUAACUAGACCUACGGCCAUGAACGACGUCAACCUUAACCCGCCGACGGUUCACUGGCAGGAUAUCGGCGGCCAGGAGGAACUGAAAAAGAUUCUUUCCCGGAUGAUCAAGAAUACAAAGUCCACAUCCCCCAUCAGCUACCAGGUCCUGCAAAGCCCGUCCAAGGGCUUGCUACUGUACGGCCCCCCGGGCUGCUCCAAGACGCUCUCCGCGCAAGCCCUCGCCACCGAGUCAGCGUUCAACUUCUUCUCCGUCAAGCCGGCUGAACUGCUCAACAUGUACGUCGGCGAGUCGGAGCGCGCGAUGCGGACCCUGUUCGAGCGCGCCCGCGCCGCCUCCCCCUCCAUCAUAUUCUUCGACGAGAUCGACUCCAUCGGCGGGCAGCGGGAUCCCAGCAGCGGCGGCGGUGGCUCCACCGGCCGCAGCAACCUCUCCGUCAACAUGCUCAACGCGCUCCUCACCGAGAUGGACGGCUUCGAGAGCCUCGGCGCCGUCAUCGUGCUUGCCGCCACGAACCGGCCCGACGCCAUGGACCCGGCGCUGCUGCGCCCGGGUCGCUUCGACCAGAUGGUCUACGUCGGCCCGCCAGACGAGGCCGCUCGCCAGGCUGUCUUCGGCGUGCACCUGCGCGGGCUCUCGCUCGCGCCGGACGUCGACUUCGCGGCGCUGGCGCGGCUGACGGAGGGCAACUCCGGCGCCGAGAUCAAGGGUAUCUGCGCGGAGGCGGGCAACGCGGUGCUGGAGCGGCACGAGGACACGGACGGCGCCGCGCCGCUGCAGAUCGCGAUGGAGGACCUCGAGGCGGCGAUACGGAGGGUGCCGAGACACAUCACGAAGUCCAUGACGGAUAUGUAUGAGGCAUGGGCGCGGAGAUUUAGAAAGACUUGA
Messenger RNA from Cordyceps fumosorosea ARSEF 2679, 2298 nucleotides. RefSeq names its product AAA family ATPase. Lineage: Eukaryota; Fungi; Ascomycota; Sordariomycetes; Hypocreales; Cordycipitaceae. Gene Ontology annotation, cellular component: cytoplasm. The transcript has 3 exons. The coding region runs from base 1 to 2298 and encodes 765 amino acids. The record is from RefSeq and is a predicted model, not a curated record. Gene Ontology annotation, molecular function: ATP binding; ATP hydrolysis activity.